This is a messenger RNA of Darwinula stevensoni, 1743 nucleotides long. NCBI's taxonomy places the organism in Eukaryota, Metazoa, Arthropoda, Ostracoda, Podocopida, Darwinulidae. The record is from the annotation of a GenBank genome assembly.
AUGGCUGCUCCAAUUCCAGCGGCUCCAUUGACCGCUCCCCCAGCCCGUAACCUGCCUCCAUGGGUGUUGUUGGGUGAGAGGACCUUGAAGCAAGAUGCCCCUCUCUCCAUCGUUUAUCCGCCCAGCAUCUCCAAGCCUACCGGAAAUCUUUGCCAAGCAGUUAUCUCCCGGGAGGCACCAAGGUCAGAUUGGCUCUGCAUCGGCUACGAGUCCACUUAUCCAACUACUCCGUUGCCAGCGGCUCCACGGACCGCUCCCCCAGUCUGUAACCCAGCUCCACGGCCUCACUUGAUCUGGAACAACUGGAUGGACGUGACUGACGUCCCCCCAAGGAGAGUGUUAAUGAAUCUGGGGAGGUGUUGGGUGAGAGAGGCCAUUUUCCAGCAGGAGCCCCCUUCUCCAUCGGCUCCCCGCUCACCAUCUCCAAGUGCACCGGAACGUCUUGCCGAACAUGUCAUCUCCGCAAAGGCAACAAGCUCAGAUGUCCUUCCUUGGGAUGGGUCUGUGGUUCUCUGGGAAGCCACGAUGAUCAACAGCCCAGAUUCGGCACUGGUGUCCCCACCACUCCCCUUCAAGAUGGAGGGAACUUUUCUAAAGGUGUUUGGUGAGUGGGAGAGGGCCUUGAAGCCCCCUUCUCCAUCGCAUACCCGCCCAGCAUCGCCAAGCUUACCGGAAAUCCUUGCCGAGCAGUUCUCCCCGGAGGCACCAAGUUCAGGGCGUGCUCCAGAAACGUUCGUGGAGAGGGGAGUUCUAGUGAGGUCUGCCCGGACCGAGGGGGAGAAGCUCCUCUUGUGGCCCACAUAUACCACUGCCUGGGUGGCAGGGCCAGGAUGGCCUAAUCUCCCAUAUGGGCUUCUCAUCGGCUCCAAGUCCACUUGCUCCAACUACUCCAUUUCCGCUCCACGGACUCCUCACAUGAUCAGGGACGACUGGGUGGACGUGACUAACGUCCCCCCAAAGGAGAGUGCUGAGGGAAUCUGGGGGUGUUGGGUGAGAGAGGCCUUUUUCCAGCAGGAGCCCCCUUCUCCAUCGGCUCCCCGCUCAGCAUCUCCAAGUGCACCGGAACAUCUUGCCAAACAUGCGUCAUCUCCCCAUUUCAUCUCCAAGGCAACAAGUUCAGGACCAGGAUGGCCUCAUCUCCCAUAUGGGCUUCUCAUCGGCUCCAAGUCCACUUGCUCCAACUACUCCAUUUCCGCUCCACGGACUCCUCACAUGAUCAGGGACGACUGGGUGGACGUGACUAACGUCCCCCCAAAGGAGAGUGCUGAGGGAAUCUGGGGGUGUGCGACGGCCAGCGACACUGAUUCAGCACUUGUGUUGGGUGAGAGAGGAGGCCUUUUUCCAGCAGGAGCCCCCUUCUCCAUCGGCUCCCCGCUCAGCAUCUCCAAGUGCACCGGAACAUCUUGCCAAACAUGCGUCAUCUCCCCAUUUCAUCUCCAAGGCAACAAGUUCAGGGCGUGCUCCAGACACUUUCAUGGAGAUGGGAGUUCUAUUGAGGUUUACCCGGACCGAGGAGAGGCUCCUCUUGUGGCCCGUCAACUAGAACCCAUAGGGCACCUGUGGGGUCAGUUUCCGGUGGGAGAUAAGGCCUUUUUCCAGCAGGAGCCCCCUUCUCCAUCGCCUCCCCACACAGCAUCUCCAAGUACAUCUGACACUCUUGCCGAACAUGCGUCUUCUCAAAUGCAGCAAGUAAAGAUGAAGGAGCAGCAGCCUUCAGAUGAAUUAUUUCUUCAAGAAGCAUGA